AUGGGCAGCGAUAAGGGCACUGCGCUCAACCCAAACCAAUACGAAAAUGACGAUAAUUGGAAGUCCCAUGUGCGGUGGACUGGACCCCAGAUCUUCAAGCAAUUGCCUCAAAUUUCUCUCAUUUGCGCAGGAAUGGGGACUCUCACCGGUCUUGGAACCUACUUCAAGCAAGCUAAACCGUCAGUAUACAGACUAGGUGUCUGCACCGCGCCUGGCGACCGUGUUCCUGGUCCCCGUUCCUACGCUCUUCUUCAACCCGUCGAGUUCCCAUGGAGAUCCGCGGUCGACCACGUUGAGCAUGUCGGUUCUCAACACUCCUAUUCGCUGUCGCUGGACCUGUGCAGACAAGGCCUCAUCGCCGGCCCGUCCUCAGGUUUCAACCUGCAAGGCCUUUAUCAGUUUCUUGAUAAGCGUAUCGCGGCAGGCAAUCUGGAUGAACUAGCUGACGAUUCUGGAGAGAUUCACUGCGUCUUUGUUUGCUGCGACUUGCCAUACCAGUACAUCGAUGAGUAUUUUGCGAAAUUGGGACCUGAGUAUUUUCCUGCAAUCCACAACGAGAACCUUACAAAGGUUGACCUUCACCGUUAUGAUGAGGCAUGGGAAAAGACUCCAACUGAAGUCUUGAUGCAAAUUCCGCCUGCGAGUGCUAUUCAGACCAACGAAACCCAUUUACCGAGCACACCACGCUAUGUCGAUACAAGUAGUGCUGCACUUAUCCCCCGCCUUCCAAACACGAUCAUUCUCGAUCUGAGACAACGCGAAGACUACCAGACGCACCAUAUCGCAGGUUCCGAAAACAUUCCGAUCGUCGAGUCUAGUGACUGGAAGCCGUUCUCUGACUCGAAGGUCCUGGAACAACUAUGGCUCAAGCUGGAGGCGACAUUUGACUCGAACAAAGAUGUUGGCAAACAGUUGGAAGAACAUCGACAAAAGCCCAUCCUAGUCUUGUGCUACGAUGGCGACAGCGCCAGAGUAGCAACUAGUGUCCUGCGUGCAAAGGGCUUCGAGGCCGACAGUAUUCGAGGAGGCUUCCGUGCUUUGAAAGAGCUUGAGAGAACUACCGAAGCAACAUCGGCGGGUCGUUCUAAAGACGUGCCCGUAACCUCGAGCGUUGAAGAAUUGGUUGGUCAUCGUCAGCCGUAUCUCCAGCUAGCAUGA
Messenger RNA from Colletotrichum fioriniae, 1158 nucleotides. Lineage: Eukaryota; Fungi; Ascomycota; Sordariomycetes; Glomerellales; Glomerellaceae. The record is from RefSeq and is a predicted model, not a curated record.